Molecule: messenger RNA, 492 nt
Organism: Erythranthe guttata (spotted monkey flower)
Lineage: Eukaryota; Viridiplantae; Streptophyta; Magnoliopsida; Lamiales; Phrymaceae
Source: RefSeq, a predicted model, not a curated record
AUGACUUACAUUAAUCUCCAGAAAUUAGUGUUCCUAGUUCUUGCUUUAUGUUUCUUGUUUUCAUGCCACAAUGCUCAUCCUUUCAGAAUUUGCAGGUUCGAUAAGAUAUACCAACUCGGCGACUCGAUUUCCGACACCGGAAACUUGGUACGCGAGUUCCCCGUGGGGGCCUCCACCCCAUUCGCCAAACUUCCGUACGGCGAAACGUUCUUCAAGAACGCCACCGGUCGCUGCUCCAACGGCCUUCUAAUGAUUGAUUAUUUCGCAAUGGCUGCUGGAGUUCCACUUUUGCCACCCUACAAAAACUUGAACGCUACUCGUGAUUUCGGGCACCAUGGAGUCAACUUUGCGGUGGCAGGUUCCACCGCUUUGCCGACGGAGGUGUUGGCGAGUCAACACGUGUUCUCUCCGGUGACAGCCAGUUCUCUCAAUGUCCAAUUGGACUGGAUGUUUAGCCAUUUCAAUUCCACUUGUCUUGAUGAUAAAGGUUAA